Molecule: messenger RNA, 1077 nt
Organism: Vicia villosa (hairy vetch)
Lineage: Eukaryota; Viridiplantae; Streptophyta; Magnoliopsida; Fabales; Fabaceae
Product: F-box/kelch-repeat protein At3g23880-like
Exons: 2
Coding region: 1-1077 (358 amino acids)
Molecular function (GO): protein binding
Source: RefSeq, a predicted model, not a curated record
AUGACAAAAUUAAACCAUAUACCCGAUGAUAUUGUCUUCUCUAUUCUCUCCAAACUUUCUCUCAAAUCUUUGAAACGAUUUGAAUGCGUAUGUAAAUCAUGGUCUCUCUUAUUCGAUAACGUUAUUUUCAUGACUAUGUUUCGCAACUAUUUCAUAUCUAAAAAUCAUUCUUUUUAUGAUGAUAUAUCUUUCCUCCUACGUCUCAAAAACAGACAUCCUUUCUACUUUCUAUCUGGUGAGAGAUUUAAGAAUAUAGUUAAAUUUGAUUGGCCAAAUAACUAUUCUUUUGACAUUUUGGGUCCGAUCAGUUUUAAUGGCACUCUUUGUCUCCAUUAUUAUAAUUCAAAAAUAAUAUUGUGGAACCCAACUACCACGGAAUUCCAUAUCAUUUACACUGAAUCGAGUUGUUUUUCAAAGAUUUGGGCUGAUAAAUAUCAAGUUGGUUAUGAUCAUGUUAAUGAUGACUAUAAGAUUAUUAGGCACAAUCAUUGUACUCCCCGAAGUAAGCAGCACGAGAUUUCCUGGGAGUUUUCCUCCUUUUGGGAGAUAUAUAGCCUAAACAAUAACUCUUGGAGGACAAUUGAUGAUGAUUUUUCUCAUUCAAAUUUCACUUCCGGAGAUAAAGUGUACUUUGAUGGAGUGUCUCAUUGGUUGGACAAAACUUGGUUGGUGUCAUUUGACUUCAUCAAAGAAUUUUUCGUUACAACACCCGUGCCCUCAUGUGAAGAUGAUGUUUUUGAUUUUAGUUCGACUAGGACGAGAAUAUUGACAGUAUUGAAUGGAUCUAUUGCUUUUAUAGUAAAUUAUGAAGAGACAGGUACAUUUGAUAUUUUAAUUUUAGGUGAAUUCGGUGUUGAAGAAUCAUGGACUAAAGUCUUUAUUGUUGGGCCAUUACCUUGCCUUAAGAUUCCGAUUGGAAUAGGGAAGAAAGGAAAUAUAUUGAUCAGAAAGAAAGACAAUGAACUAGCUUGGUUUGAUAUAAGUACCGGGGCUAUUGAUGAGAUCGGUGUUAGAGCAGAAUCUGAUUGCAAAAUAUCAUUCCAUAAAGAAAGCCUUCCUCCAAUUGGAGGAAUAUAA